This is a messenger RNA of Biomphalaria glabrata, 12761 nucleotides long. Its product is annotated as protocadherin Fat 4-like. Gene Ontology annotation, biological process: homophilic cell-cell adhesion. NCBI's taxonomy places the organism in Eukaryota, Metazoa, Mollusca, Gastropoda, Planorbidae. The record is from RefSeq and is a predicted model, not a curated record. The transcript is spliced from 68 exons. Gene Ontology annotation, molecular function: calcium ion binding. Gene Ontology annotation, cellular component: plasma membrane. The coding region runs from base 769 to 11487 and encodes 3572 amino acids.
CGUGUUUAUGCAUUCGAGCGUACGGAACAUAGUCUUCAUUUUAAUUAACGUAAGGUUGUAACACCUUUUUUUUUUAAAUCAUAGCGAAAUGCAGUACGGAAUAUGAGAGUCAUGGUGAAACCAUUGAGGGUAGCGUAUAGAAUAUUCUGAUCAAGUCUUAACAGCUAACUCUUGCGUGGGGAUUAGGAAACCUAGGUGGCAGGGGAGGGAAGCGUGCUACUUAGUUGAGGGACGAGCGAGCCUCUUGCGCUGGUACCAAAAGAAUGUAAAAAAAAAAAAAAAAUCAAUUUUUCUUCACUUAAACAGUCAUCCAAUCCUUCCACUAAUCAUAUAUCUGGUUUCUUACCUUGACUUAGCCUACCUGCCUUUUGUCUUGUCGCCCAAUAAUCUGUUGGUGUGGCCACGUUAUUAGAGACCGACCAAUCUAGGACUCGGCAUUGUAAUCUAAUUGAGACUUAUUAAAUUUUAUUUUGUUUUUCAGAAGUGUCUAAUAAUAAUACUUACGAGUUGAUAUUGAUAGAUAUGUGUUUGUAAUAAAGUUUUUAUCUUUGCUAAUUCAUAACAGAGUUCCGAACGAGUCAAUUGAAUACUUCUAAAUUGAGUAUGUCUCUAGUAUUCUUUCUUACACCAAGUGGAUAAAUUCUAACGAAAGCGUGUUUAUAUUCUGUUUAUUUAUUGAAGUAUUUCUGUGACCUUGUUAUCUCAACGCAAACUUGGAUUCAAACAAUACUGGAUACGUUGUAAUGUAGUCUGUGUAUAUUUUCAAUCAUGUUAAUAAAGACUACAAUGGAUACACUCUCUGGACGUAUAGUUUACAUUCUUGCUGUAUUAUUAUGUUUACACCGGUCUUGUAAAGGACAGAAUGUCCCGAUCUUUUCCAACAUACCAAACACCAUAUCUGUGAACGAGAAUGCCACUGUCGGAUCCAGUAUUUACAGAAUCACAGCAAAUGACUCGGAUAACGGUGACACACUGAACUACACGCUGUCUGCGAGUGCCACGUUUACCAUCGACUCCAGUACUGGGGACAUAGAACUUAUCUCCGCUUUGGACUAUGAAAGUUCCACCAAAGUUUAUGCACUCACCAUUACGGCUAUGGACCAAACUUCCCGAACUGCAACAGUUACUGUAACAUUCAGCGUAGCAGAUAUUAAUGACAAUGCGCCCACCUGUUCAAAAACUAUUAUUUACGCCUCUGCGGACGAAAACUCCCCCUUAGGUACCUCAGUGUAUAGUCUAACAUGCUCAGACAAAGACAGCAGCACCAACAGCAACAACGUACUUGUGUACAGCAUUACACCUGCCAAUAAUUAUUUCAGUGUUGGCUCUUCAUCGGGAGUUGUCACAACAACCAACACAGCGCUGGACUACGAGACUACCACAAUGGAAACUUUGAUUAUCGAAGUGUCCGACUCUGCCACUGCCGAAGCUAAGCUUACAACAACAGUAACCAUAUACGUCGUUGUUACACCCUUAAAUGACAAUGAUCCGUCCUGGACAUCUGGUAACUCGUUCAGCAUAAAUGAGAAUGCUGCUAUAGGCAGCACGCUGUUUACAGCUGUGGCUACUGAUGCUGAUAAAGAUGUGGGAGGCACAUUGACCUAUUCACUCCUGUCCAUAUCAGAAACCCCCAGCACGAGCGCAGUCACUGGGAUGUUUAGCAUAGACUCCAUCACAGGGGACGUAACUACCAUGAAGACACUGGACAGAGACGGCGGAGUGACUGGAUACAUAUUCAAAGUUCAGGUCACUGAUGGAGGUACAGGAAGUCAUAUUGAGACGUCCACAGUCACAGUCACUGUCAACGGAAUCAAUGACAAUGCACCCUACUUUCUCUCUACACCCUAUGGUGUCAGGUCUAUUCAGGAAUCAAAUGCUUUGGCUGGGUCCAUAGUCUACCAGGUGUCUGCUGCCGACAACGACCUGGGUACAACAACAACGUUUGCCUACUCCGUCAGUGCUGUCAAGUCUGGAAGUUCUUUCACGAGUGAUUGGGAAUUUAGUACUACCACAGCAGGUUCUUUGACUUUUAAAAAUAAAUACGAUCUUGAUGUAGCUGGAACUUCAGCACUAACCAUACUAGAGCUCAUUGUGACUGAUGGUGGGAGCCCAGUGCUAACCGGCACGACUUCACUAACCAUCAGCAUUGUAGCAGACAACGAAUACACGCCAACAAUCCAAUCUCAAACAGCUUCACCAAUCACAAUAGAUGAAGACACUCCCGUGGGAACAUCCGUAGCAAAAUUCACUGGCCAAGAUAGUGAUAUUGGAGCUGAGGGCACUUUGAGUUACUCUAUUGGUGUCACAAACACUGGUGUUUGUUCCUCUAAUCCAUUUGCUAUUGACUCCUCUGGUGAAGUCACUAUAAAGACAGCGCUUGACAGAGAAACGUGUGCUGGAUAUGUCAUACAGGUAGUGAUCACAGAUUCUGGAGUGUCACCAAAAUCAGUGUCAGGGUCGCUCACGGUGACCAUUAAUAAUGUCAACGACAACCAGCCCUCCUGUUCGCCCCUCUAUGAAACUGUACACAUCCAGGAACCAGCAGCCGUGAAUGACGUGGUGACAACAAUUGCAUGCACUGACGCUGAUGGAGACACUCUGACCUACUCUGCCCUGACUAACAGUGCAACAUUUACAUUUACCACCAACCAAAUGAAACUCUUGACACAGGUUGACUAUGACUCUGCCACCCAGUAUUAUGAUGUUAAUGUUGAAGUCACUGAUAGUGUUCACGUCCAGACAGUCAAAGUCAGGGUUAUAGUUGACCACAAAAAUGAAUUUGAUCCAACAUUUGCGACUAACCCCACUUUCUCUGUGAAUGAGAAUGACAUCUCCAACCCUGUUGUGACCACAUACACAGCUUCAGAUGCUGAUUAUAGUCCUGACAACAUUGUGUCUUAUGCUUUACAAUUUGCUAUUGCCACUGAUGAAAAUUUUUUUGGAAUAGACACCAGCUCAGGAAAAAUCAGCCUCAAAGCUGCUCUGGAUUAUGAGGCUAAACAUGUGUAUGCACUGACUGUUGUCGCAACGGAUGGUGCUGGUUCUAAAGGAACAGGAACUGUAACUGUGUCUGUUUUAGAUGUUAAUGAUAAUGCACCCACCUGCCCCCAGUACACAUAUGUCAAAAGUGUGUCUGAAAAUUCAAGUCCUCAAGUAAUUGUUAACAGUCUUGGCUGCACUGAUCCUGAUGGCACCGCUAUAACAUAUGCUCUUUCAAUAUCUUCUGGAACAUCAUUUUCAAUCAUAAGCACUGACAAAGUGAAUUUAGACUCUGACCUAAAUUAUGAGGCUACUUCCUCCUACACCCUGACUGUGAAAGUUACAGAUGCUGGCACACCAGUGUUGACUAGCACAGUCAUCAUAUAUGUUGAUGUUAUCAAUGUCAAUGACGGUGCUCCAACAUUUUCACCCACAACACAGACAGUUUCCCUUGAUGAAAACGUUGCUGUUGGCACAUCAGUAGCAGAUGUAGUAGCUACUGAUCCUGAUGGAACUGAUCCUACUUUUGGUGAUUUGCGUUACUCCAUUUUGAGUGGGGACCCCAAUUCCCAGUUUUAUAUUGAUGUCAGCAGUGGGCAUGUAUCUACCAGGAACACAUUGGACUUCGAACUACACCAAUCAUAUACUUUAAUUAUCCAGGCCAAAGAAAGAGGUGGUACUAACUCUGCCACCAUGACUCUCACUGUCAGCAUCAAUGACUUGAAUGAUGAAUGGCCCACAUGUUCAUUUAACACCUUCACUGCGACAGUUUCAGAAGAUAAACCUAUCGCCUACACAGUCUCGACCUUCCUCUGUACUGAUAAAGAUGCUAGUCCAUCACUGACCUACACAAUAACUAGUGGUGAUACCAGUCUGUUUGAGAUGAAUGCCAAUGUAUUACGGCUCAAGGCUCAACUGGACUAUGAGACAACACAGAGUCAUGAUCUUGUGGUCACUGUGUCUGAUACUGUGGCAGCUCAUAAUGUGCUCAUCACUGGCACUGUUGUUGUAGGCAGUGUGAAUGAGGGAGCUCCAGUUUUUCAAAGCACACCAUACACAACGCAAGUCAGUGAAGCCCAGUCAGUGCCUAAUGUUAUCUUUACUGUAACUGCACAUGACUCAGAUUCACCCUUGGAUGUCAAUGGUCAAGUCAAGUACUCCUUCGUAGCAACAUAUUCCCAAUUCAGCAUUGAUCAGUCCAGUGGUCAGAUAACUCUAGUUAAGGCCCUUGAUAGGGAGACAACUCCAAGCUAUUCUCUAGUUGUAAAAGCAGAAGAUGCCACCAAUUCUGUGACUGCAACAGUGACAGUGACUGUAGACGAUAGCAAUGACAACACUCCAACAUUCACUCAAAGCUCCUACAGUGCUUCUAAACCUGAACCAGUUUCUGCAUCCACCACAUUCAUCACAGUAUCUGCCACUGAUGCUGACUCAAGCACUAAUAACUAUGGAGUAGUUGCCUAUGCUUUAUCUGGAAGCUCAGACUUUACAAUCAAUCCAUCAACUGGUGCAAUCACCAAUGUCAAUAGUCUCGCAGCUGAUAGUGGAACUACCACUUAUGUUUUAUACAUCACUGCAGUUGACAGUGGAGGUCUGGCUGGUGCCCGGACAGGAAGUGCUGUGGUGACAUUGACAGUGACAACUGUGAAUGGCUAUGAUCCAGUGUGCAGCUCCCCAGUCGAUGUCACCAUCAAUGAGAACCAGUUUGCUAUUGGCGACACUAUAGCCUCACAAACUAUAACAGAUGCUGACACUGGAACUGAUGGGGAAGUGAUUAUGUCUUUUGAAACUACACAAACCAAAUUUGGCUUACUACAACAUGGCAUGGUGGGAGACAUUUAUUUAUUGCAGAACUUAGACUUUGAUUCAGGGGAUACUAUUUUUCAUUUCAAUAUCAAAGUACUAGACAAGGGCAGUCCAGCAAAGUCAGCAACGUGUACAAUGACAGUCAGUGUCAAUGACAUGAAUGACAACCCCCCUAUCUGUACCAGCAUUGUUAAUGUUCAGCAGGCAGAAGGACAGACAAGUAUAGCUACCCUGUCCUGUAGUGAUGGUGAUCCAAAUCAAGUUAUAACAUACACAAUAAUUAGCACCACUCCAAGUACCAUAAGUCCCACUGUUUCAACUUCUGGAGUUGUCUCUGUUGGAACAGCAUUGAAUUAUGAAACUGGAAGCUCUUAUAAAAUAUUAAUAAAGGUGGAAGAUAAUGGCAGUCCUAUCCAAAGUACUACAGUCACUGUCAAUUUACAAAUAACAGAUCUGAAUGACAAUGACCCAACCUUGAGUGGACCAUUUACUUUUACAGUGUCAGAAUCACAAACUGCAGGGAGUACUGUGCUCUACACUGCCACUGCUUCUAGCAAUGAUGGUCCAACAGAUACCUUGACCUACUGGCUGUCUAGCACAACCUACUUCAGUAUCUCACCUGCUACUGGGGAGAUAACUCUCAAUACUAAUGCACCAGACUAUGAAGUAGUUGGUGCCACAUAUACAAUGACGCUGUAUGUGAAAGACUCAGCCAAUCCCACUUCACGUACAGCCAGUCAGGCUUUAACAGUUACCAUUACAGAUGUCAAUGACAAUAUACCCGUCUUUUCUCCCUCCGUAUACUCGACCAGCAUUCCAGAAGGCACUGCCGUAGGCACCACCAUUCAAACAGUCACAGCUACAGAUGCUGAUGGUACAGCCACUUUUAACACUGUGACUUACUCCAUCUUCAGUGGAGGCGCUGGAGUUUUUAGUGUUAAUAGUGCAAAUGGAGUAAUAACCACAGCUGCUGCUGUAGACUAUGAAACAGCUACUUCAUACAGCCUGGUUGUCAAAGCUUCAGAUGGGACAAAUACUGCUACUGUGACCUGCAACAUUCAAAUAACUUCUGUAAAUGAGUAUGACCCUAGCUUUUCUCCAUCUACAGUAUCACUAACAGUGGAUGAAAAUUUAGCUUAUGGAACAACAGUGACAACUGUGGCAGCUGUGGACCAAGAUCAUGGCAAUGAUGGAGUAAUAGUCUAUAGCAUCAGCACAGGUCCCUUUAUGAUAGACUCCAGCAGUGGUAAAGUUCAAGUGAGUGGCGUAUUGGAUAGAGAAACGACGACUUCUUACACACUAACUGUAUUGGCCAUAGAUAAAGGCUCAACACCCAAGACAGGAUCUUUGACACUCACAGUGUCCAUUGCUGAUGUCAAUGACAACACUCCCUCAUGUGUGCCAAGUAACUAUGCAGCCUCCAUCCCAGAGUCAGCAACAGGUGGUGAAACUCUUGUAACACUGGCUUGUACUGAUGCUGACCUGGACCCAAGCAAUUUAAACAAUGCUUUGACUUUUGCCAUUGCAACCGGAGAUGCAACAUUAUUUACUGUGGACACCUCUGGUGUGGUCAAAGUGAAUACAGGGGCCACAUUCGACAGAGAAACUACUACUUCUUACACAGUGACUAUUAGCGUUGUGGACAAAGCCACAACAGGAAAACUGACCACUACAGCCACAGUCAGCAUCACAGUGUCAGAUGUCAAUGAUAAUGCUCCAACUUUUACAACACUGCUAAGUCCAUCUGUACCAGAGAACAAAGCAGUUGGUACCACUAUCACCACUGUUGUAGCCAAUGACUUAGAUUCUGGAAUCAACAAGGAACUUGUGUAUGCAAUCACCAGUGGCAAUAGUGCUGGAAAAUUUUUUAUGGAUCCUGCUGCAGGGACAAUAACUCUUCUUUCCAGUCUGGACUAUGAAACUACUACAUCCUACAGUUUGGAGAUCACAGUCAGAGAUAAAGGUUCACCCUCUCUGAGUGUGUCAAGUACUAUAACAGUUACAGUCACUGAUGUCAAUGACAAGCCUCCUGUGUGUGCCUCUACGCUCUACUCUGCCACAGUAGAUGAAAACUCCCAGGGCACAUCUGUUGUGACUGUGUCAUGUCCUGACUCUGAAACUGUUGGUACAGUGGUCUACUCUAUCACCUCAGGGGACACAAACAGUGAUUUCAACAUCAACCCAGCAACAGGAGAUAUCACCACUGCAGCAAGCGCCAGUAUAAACUAUGAAACAAAACAAAGCUACCAGCUUGAAGUUACAGCCUCUGAUGGAGUGAACUCUGCCAAGACUUAUGUUGAGGUGACAGUGAAAGAUGUUAAUGAGGCUGAACCUCAGUUCAGUCCUGCUGGGCCCUACUCUCUUACUGUACUAGAAAGUGAAUCAAUCGGCUUUGUUGUCAAGACCAUCAGUGCCACUGAUGCUGACACAUUUGAUACUGUUAAGAUAUAUUCCAUCCAAGGGGACAUAACUUCAAGGUUUAUGAUGGAUGCAACUUCUGGAGUUAUCAAACUCCAAGGACUGUUGGAUCAUGAGACUACAUCAUCUUACUCUCUGACUCUAAAAGUGGAAGAUUCAGGGGGCAAGUUCUCUACCACCACUCUGACCAUCAAUGUUGGUGACAUGAAUGACAACAGUCCAGUCUGCCAGCCCACAUCUGCUGCUGUGUCUGUGAAUGAGGGUGCGACCUCUGUUACUCUCUACACACCAUCAUGUAGUGAUUUGGAUACAGUUGCUACUCCAACUUUAAGAUACAGCAUUUCUAGUGGAAGUCAUGCAUCUCUUGACAUAGACACAGCCACUGGUGCAUUGUCACUGAUAGGGAGCUUUGACUACGAGACCAUCACAGUUCACAAUGUGAUCAUUCAUGUGAGUGACCAGGGGACACCCACAGCCAAGACUUGCACUGUCAGUGUUGUGAUCAAUAUCAACCCAGUGAAUGAGUUCCCUCCCAUAUUUACCUCUGCUACCUACUAUGCCAGCAUUUCUGAAAGUACUGCACUAGACACUUCAAUAGCACAAGUGACAGCCACCGAUGCAGAUAUUGGACUCCUACAAGGAACUGUACGCUACUAUAUUGUCAGUGGGGAUGCACAGCAGCAGUUUGCUAUUGACCAAUCCACAGGAAAGAUCAAAGUGGUGAAAGCUUUAGACAGAGAAGCAAUCAGCACAUAUUCUCUAGGGGUCAGGGCCAAGGAUGAUGAUCCUGGAUCAGCCAAUGAAAAAAGUGCUGAUGCUGUUGUUCAGAUAGACAUCACAGAUGUGAAUGACUGCACCCCUGUGUUUAACCCUACUCUCUACACUGUUGAUGUGUUGGAAUCUGCCAAUUUUGGGCCUGCUGUGAUCCUGAAAACCUUCACUGUUAAAGAUGAUGAUAUUGGAGCUAACGCAGCCAUGACCAUAACUAUAACAUCCGGAAAUACUGGAAACAAAUUCUCAAUUUCUGGCACAAGUCUUAUCCUAAGUGGCCAAUUAGAUUAUGAGACUAUCAAAUCAUAUGAGCUGGUGCUGACAGUAACAGAUGGAGGUACACCAUCACGAAACUCAGCUGGCCGAGUGUUGGUGAAUGUACUCCCAGCAAAUGACAUGGCACCCCUGAUGACUGUAAGUACUGCUACAACGACCAUUCCUGAAAGCACUUCUGUGGGGACACUAGUGUAUGAUGCUGAUGCCACAGAUAUUGAUGCUGGAGUUGAUGGCCAAAUUACUUACAGCAUUGCCAGUGGUGUUACCAACAAUGAAUUUGUCAUAGACUCUGCUAGUGGUGAGCUGUAUGUGGGAUCUCUGCUGGACUAUGACACAACACCAAACACCUAUGCCAUUAUCAUCAAGGCCACAGAUGGAGCUGGAGAAUCAGAUGCCAGCACCUCCACUACUUCUUUGAGCAUUAUAUUGUCAGAUGUCAAUGACAAUUACCCACAGUUCAGCUUGACUAUGUUUAUUUUUAGCAUCAACGAGAAUGUGGCUGUGGGAACUACUGUUGGCACUGUUGUGGUUACUGAUAAAGAUGUAGGCAGCAAUGGAGCUGUGACUUUGUCUAAGGUGGGAGGCAAUGGUUUGAACUUCUUUGAUAUUGAUGCUACCACUGGAGUUGUUACUACAAAGACAACUAUUGACUAUGAAACCUUUUCGGUAUUCUAUUUGACUGUCAAAGCUCAGGAUGGAGGAACACCAUCACUGACCUCCACAGGCCUGGUCAAAGUGACUAUCAACAACAUGAAUGAUAACAAUCCAAACAUCGUACCUGUUGAAUUUGCAGUGAUUGUCCCAGAAAAUGCAAUAACAGGAACCACAGCAAUGACUUAUGUAGCUACUGACAAGGACACCAAUAUUGAUGUCUUCAGUUUAUCUACUGCUAAUUCUUUUUUUCUGGUUAACUCUGCCACUGGGGAAGUGACAACUAAAGCUGCACUGGAUAGAGAGACUACAGCAAGUUUUGUUUUGUACAUAUGGGUGAGAGAUUUUGGCACUUCCAGUGAUGCCAGCAUACACACCUCCACUGCCACACUGACAGUUAUAGUAUCAGACAUCAAUGACAACAGCCCUCUCAUCACAGGCACAUACACACCAUCUAUUGCAGAAGACUCAGCCAUCAACACCCUGGUGAUGACUAUAGCAGCCACUGAUGCAGAUGCUGACCAGAACAGUCAGUUGGUCUAUACUAUCACUGCAGGCAAUACAGGAAGUGCUUUUAAAAUUGAUUCAACUGGCAGAGUUCAGGUUGCCACAGCUUUGGACAGAGAGACUAAGGCAUCAUACACUCUGACAAUACUUGUAAGCGACAAAGGGACACCUCCCUUGACUGAUCAAGUGAAUGCAGUCAUCACUAUCACAGAUGUUAAUGAUAACACCCCUGUCUUCUCCCUCAGCUCUUACACCUUCAACAUCAAUGAAAACUCUAAUGUCGGAACUGCCAUUGGUACAGUUGUGGCCACUGAUGCUGACUCAGGGGCUAAUGCUGCCCUCACUUACAGUUUUGAUUCUUUCACUCUUGGGUCAUCGUCUCAUCUAGCAAUAAGUGGCUCAACAGGGGCUAUCACUGUAGCAGUUGCAGCCCUUGACAGGGAAAUUGCUCCUACCUAUACAGCAACUGUAAAGGUGACAGAUUCUGGUACACCAAUGUCAAGGACAGCCUACGCCCAGGUGACUAUAUACAUUGAUGAUCUGAAUGACAAUGCCCCUGUGUUCAGCAGUGCCUUAUACAAUGGCAGCGUGAAUGAGAACAGUGCCACCACAACAUCUAUAAUGAAAGUGGUGGCCACUGACUUAGACAACAAUGCCAACGCUGCCAUCACUUACAGCAUCAACAGUGUUUUACUGAAUGGGACUAGUGCUGACACUUAUCUGAAGAUUGACUCGAGUACUGGAGUCAUCUCACCAAAGACAUCCAUAAAUUAUGAAACUGUGCAGUCCUUCAUUUUUGUUGUUGUUGCCACAGAUGGGGGGACACCUGCUUUGUCAGCGACUUCAACAGUCACAAUUAAUGUCAUAGAUGUCAAUGACAACAACCCAAUUUUUCUGCCAACUUUUUACAAUGCUGAAGUGGCAUACAGUGGUCAGUGUCAGAGUGUCAUCACAACUGUGACUGCGACAGAUGCUGACACUGGUAGUAAUGGACUUAUCUCAUACUCCUUACAGACAGCUGCCUACAACUAUCUAUUUAGCAUGAAUGCAAAGUCCGGGGAACUGAGCCUUAGUGUUGUUGCAGACACUUACACCAGAUACUCACUAGAUAUACAGGCAAGUGAUGCUGGCUCACCUAUCAAAACUGCUGUUACUGCUGCUAAAGUGAGAGUUGACACCUAUGUACCCAACAACCAAGUGGUAACAUUCAGGCUUCUCAUUCCAAGAAUAAGCUUUUUAAACCAGUCAGCAUCCUUCUUGACCAACUUGCAGACAGUUGUUAGAAACAAGUAUCCAUCAGCCCUUGUUAGACUCUGGUGUGUCCAGGAGUAUGAUGGUGUUUCACAGUUACCUCCCAGUGGACGUAGAAGAUUACUAGCUGAGCAACCAGUCGAUGCAUUUGUUUAUGUUGUGAAAGACAACAACAGUGAGUCAUCUAGUAACCUGAACACAGCUAAAUCAUUCCUGACACAAGAUGAGUUCUUGGCCCUUGUUGCUGCUAACCCACAGGGAGAUCCAGGUUCUAACAUACAAGGGAGUGCUUGGGACUACUACAGGAUUGUAAGUGUGGACCCUUACUAUGAAAAGAGUCAGAGCUGGUGGGACACAGACUAUGGGAAAAUUAUCACUGCCAUAGCCUGUCUGCUUGGCCUGAUCCUGUUGUGCCUGCUCAUCUACUUCAUUGUCAGAUGUUGCUGUGCAGGGAGCAAAACCUACAAACCCAAGACUCGUGUUGCUGAAGUUGAACCUGUCAAACCAGCUCCCCAAAAGAAAAUGAUAGAUUAUGCAUGGCAACCUCAGCCACCCCCAGAUGAUGGAGGACAACCAUACAGAAAAGCUUUCCCUCCCAUGUUGAUCACAGAUCCAAUGACUCCACCUCGUAGUGCGGCCAGUCGGCCCAUUACAUCUUCUAGUACUAGGUCUAGAGGUCCUCGCUCUCUAAUUCUCACUACCAAUGAUGACCCAGCUCCACCUUAUUCAGUUAAUAACAGACAUUUUGAUGGGAAAGCCAUGGAUCAUAUCACAGGUAAAAUGUAUGAGUACAAUACUAAGACCAAUGAACGCAGAUGGAUAGAGUAACAUGUGGACAUCCUGUUACAUAAUUGAUGGGAAAUACUUACAUUUUUUUGUCAUUAAUUGAGCUAACUAUAAUCUUAAAUGUUAACAAUUUAUGCAUUCCCGGUGGUAUCUUCUACUUGAUGUAGUAAAUUUUUAUCAAACUAUUUUUUUUCUUCUAAAUGUUUAAGAUCACGUUUUAUGAAUUUAUUCUAUAAACUUAAUGUAACUAUUUCUAGAUAUCUAAGACUUCCAAGAAAAAUGUUUAUCACAUAAUGAUGUGAUGUUUCAAAUUUGUUAAAGUCUUAAGAUUUAACCUCAUCUGGUAGAUAUUUGCUUUAGUUUUCAACUUUUGAGUAUGUCCACUGGCUGUAAUGGGCAUUUCGUGCUAACAGUGUCUGGACUUGAGAGAACAUACAGUAUUUCUUUUUUAAUCAACAUUUAGAGUUGAAACUAUUGUUCAAAGCAAGACUAGAAAGUUGUUUUAAUAAGGCAGAAAAAAAAAGUUCUUUACAAAACCUAUGAUCUCACAGCUGUUUAAAAUAAAUUGUUUCAGAACAAUGAAAAAUAAAGCAUUUUCCUUGACAAUCUCAAUGUUUAUCUAUGCAAAAAGUCUCAACCCAUGUAUCAUAUGAAUAUAUUUUUUAUUGUUUACUUUUAAAAAUAUUGUAAUUUCAUUACAUGUGUAAAAAUUGUCAUUCUUAACUUAAAUGUAAAAUUAUUUGUAACUAUCUGGUCUCAGGAAAUGUUUUUUUUUUUUAAUUUUUCUACAUGUAUGUUUUGUUUUUUUUUUAAACCCUUUUAAUUGAAACCGUCCAGAAGAAAAGUGAAAUGAAAAUUUCCAGCAAUAUUUUUAAUAUUUUCAAUUUAUUAAUCAUUUGAUAAAAAAAAAAGAAUGGUUAUGUAUAUUUGAGGUUUAAUAACUAAUAAUUGAAUAUUCAUUCAUUCAUAAAUUAUUUUGUCUAAUACAUUAAACAGAACAGCCAAUAGAAGAGAAUUGCAUAGUACAAAAAGUUUUUUUUUUUUUUUCAAAGUUUACAAUUUACUUGUUCUGCAUUGCCUUUACUGGGAGGUGCCCUGUAGUUUACUUUAUUUUUAACCACUUCUGUUUGCUGAGAAACCAGGUCUGACACUGAUAAGUGUGUGUUGGCUAACUACUGGUAUAAGAAAACAAGUGAUACUCUCAAGAGAUUCAAUGUCAGUAUUCAUGCUUUUGUCGAGUGUCAACACCAUUCUUUGAUCUGUGAUAUUACAUAUGACUACCUGUCAAACAUUCCAAUACUCAUCUAAUGAUUUCA